GUUUGGAUUAUGCCACCAUUUCCUCCGCGGUGAAAGAUUUAAGCUUGGGGUCGUAUUAAUAUAACUGGAAUUCUCGAAGCAACAUCAGAUAGAGUUCUACCAGAAUACUAUCAAUUAUGAGGCCGAAAAUAAUUUUUGUUUUUCUGUCUGUUGUAUUUACAUUAACCAGUGUCAGCUUGAGCCAAGCUGAUGACAGCUCAAAUAGAUAUCACGCGGAGUACCUCAAAUCAAAAGAAAUCGAGGCGAAUGCUGAAAACUGGAUACAGCAAAGGUUAAAUCAUUUUGAUGCACUCGACAGAAGAAGAUGGCUGCAAAAGUACAAAAAAUCUGAUGCUUUUUAUAAACAUGGUGGGCCUGUCGUCUUAUAUGUUGGUGGUGAGUCGCGAAUUGGUAAAUUAUGGCUAAACAGUUCGCAGUUAAUCAUGAAAACGGUAAGAGAGUACGGAGCUAUGUUGUUUUACCUCGAGCAUCGCUAUUACGGCGAGAGCAAGCCAACAAACGACACAAGCGUACGAAACCUACGGUUUCUUUCAAGCCAGCAAGCGUUAAAAGAUCUUGUGUAUUUUAUUCAAAAUAUGACAGAAAAACAUGACGGCCAUUUAAAGAAAUGGAUAUUGUUUGGAGGGUCAUAUCCUGGUGCUUUAGCAGUAUGGGCUCGUUUAAAAUUUCCGCAUCUUAUCUAUGGAGUAGUGGCAGCAAGUCCACCCUUGGAAGCAAAGUUGUUUUUUAACGAAUAUUUGGAGUCUGUGAACGACACUUUAUACAAAUAUGGAGGGUCGACUUGCCAUUCAGCAUUAGGGGAAGCUAAUCGUCAGAUCGCAAGUUUAAUGGAAACAGGAGAAGGAAAAGAAAAAUUGCGAAAAAUAUUCAAUUUGUGCAACGCGUCUGAUUUGAACGGCAAUUCAAUGGGACUCUUUUACAGUAUAAUGAACAAUCAAAUAGAAAACGUUGUACAAUAUAGCAGAGGAAAUAUUAUCGUAGACAAACCGAUGUACAUAACCUUAAACAAAAUGUGUGAUAUUUUGACGAACAAAUCUAUAGGAACAGAAAUUUAUCGAUUACAGAAAGUUAUUGACAUACGUAAUAAUUCCACAGAAUGCAUUACAACUACGUUUACGGAAUACACGGCCUACGAUCGUAAUACAAGUUGGGGAGAACAGUCAUCAAGUCGUGUAUGGCUUUAUCAAGCAUGUUCCGAAUUUGGUUGGUUCCAAACCGUAUCACGGCAACCUUUCCAGCAUGUUCAAGAAUCAUUUCCUACGGCACUUUGCCUGAGGCUUUUUGGUCCAGAGUUGGAAGAGGAAGAUGUCGUAAAUGGGCCGGCACAAACCAACCUAAAUUACGGAGGAAAAAAGGUUGCAGAUGUCGUAACACAUACUGUUAUAUUCAAUGGCGGCGUAGACCCCUGGCAUAAAGUUUCGUAUUCAAAAUCAAACGUACGGAUUGACACAGAAAAAUUAUUAUCAUACGACGAAGAAAAGAAAACUAUAUCCCCCUUCUCUAAUCCUGAUGAAUCUAAUCAACUACGAAAAGAUGAGUAUUUUUAUAAUCCUUUUGGGUUUAGCAGUAUAUUCGUCGCUGAGAGCUCACAUGCAGAAGUUCUAUCAAGUGAUAUGCAACGUGAUUCGAUCGAGCUUAGGAAUUCUAGAACUGCAAUUUUGAGACUAGUAAGUCUUUGGCUGGGAAAAUGACAUUUCAAUUUACGAACCCCUGUGCAACUCGUGUGUUUUAAACAAGAAGGAGUACAUCACAGCUCGUCCCGCUUCUUGACUGAGUGUCAGUGAAAAUCAUAGCCUGUUACAGAGAAGAAGUUGCAGUUUGCUCCUCAAAAAAAUAUGUUCUAUGCAACCGAAUUAAUUUGCUUAGGAAAAAGUAAUUGUGCCAAAUAUAUGUAUUUCAUUAACUGUU
Styela clava is the source of this 1908-nucleotide messenger RNA. Its product is annotated as putative serine protease K12H4.7. The record is from RefSeq and is a predicted model, not a curated record. Gene Ontology annotation, molecular function: dipeptidyl-peptidase activity; serine-type exopeptidase activity. Lineage: Eukaryota; Metazoa; Chordata; Ascidiacea; Stolidobranchia; Styelidae. Gene Ontology annotation, biological process: proteolysis.